CGUCUCAAGAUCCUACAAAAGGCGCUCAUGGAGCUGACAGUUCCAGUGGCCCUCGGGGCCCCCAGGGCCCUCACGGCCGGGGCCCCGACGCGCCUGGCCGCCCCGGCCGCCCGGGCGGCGCCCCACCGCGGAGGCGUGGGCCUGGGCGUGGCCUUGGCGCCGCUGGCGCUGGCGGCCUUCGAACGGAGCCGCAGGCCGCAGGUGGGGCGACGCUACACGGCGGAGUUCACGCGGGUCAUUGGGGACUGGGCGGACGGCCUGGUGGAGGCGGGGGAAAUCGAGCUGGUGACCUCCGAGCUGGACGGCAUCACCCAGUUCCGCGGGGUGCACUCCAAGGACCGGUCCAGGUAUGGGGAGGAGUACGACCUCAAGGCCGGGAGCACGGAGAAUCUGUAUCUGAUCAAGGCCCGGGAGCGGCCCUGGGUGCUGGUGGGCGCCUUCGAGCGCCAGGGCCUCGUGCCCAAGCUGAUGGCCAUGGAGCAAGGCCUCAAGGACAAGCUGGGCAGGCUGGUGCUCCAGUUCUUCGAUGGAAAGCAGGUGCCCUUCUUGGAAGAGCUGGCGUUGCAGUGCAAGCUGGAGGUCUACUGCUCCAUGCCCACCGUGCUGGCGCUGAAGAAGUCCCUCUCGGACGAGGUCCUGGAGAGGGUCAGCUUUGUGCCCAUCAAGAACAGCUCCAGGAUGGAGAUUGAGGAAGGCCGAGUCAUGCGCUUCGUGCUGACCCCGACCAAGAAGCUGCCGGAGUCGAUGUCCGCCUUCGACCCGCAGACGGGCACGCUCUUCACGGGCAAGUUCUUCAGCGCGCACCGGUCCAUCGGAAGGUAUGACAGCGCAGUGGACAGCAAAGGUGUGGAGGGCUGGGAGGAGUACGUGGAGGACUGGUACCACCUCUUCGACUGCUACUUCUUCACGCAGCGCGCCGCUGUCGCGGUGCGGAAGCUCUUCAUGCUCUGCGAGGCGUUGCGCGGCCCGGACGUGGCACAGCUUGCGCCCCUGCACGGGCCCGUGGUGCGGGAGCAGUGCUGGAAGCUCAUGGCCAAGUACGAGGCUUGGACUGAGCAGAAGCUCCGCAAGGAGACGCGGCGGGAGUUCGAGGUGCUGGUGAUGUACGCCAGCGCCUAUGGCCACACCAAGACCUUGGCUGAGAGCAUCUCCAGGGGCCUUGCGCAGAGCGGGGUCAAAGUUGUGGACAUGAACCUGGAGCACUGCGGCGCCGAGGACGUGGAGCGGGCACUGGCGACGGCGGACGGCUUCUGCAUCGGGAGCCCCACCUUGGGUGGGGAGAUGCCCUCCCAGGUGAAGGAGGCCUUGGGGGUGGUGCUGAACCUGCCGGCGGACAAGCACAUGCCCUGCGGGGUCUUCGGGUCCUUCGGCUGGAGCGGGGAGGCGGUGGAUGAGCUCCAGUUCCGGCUCAAGGACUCAGGCUUCCCGCUGGCCUUCGACCCAGUGCGGGCCAAGUUUCGGCCCACCGAGGAGGUGCUGGACCUGUGCAAUGCUUCAGGCGUGCGGCUCUUCCAGAAGUUGUGCCGGGAUGUACUGCAGCGCCGGAAGCGGCUGAGCCGGAACGUGGCCCAGGUCAAGGCCAAGCCCGGGGACGGGGCGCUGGAGGCCUUCGGCAAGAUGCGCACCUCACAGGCCGUGAUGAGCUUCUUGGAGGAGGGCAAGGACGUUACCACGCCGGUGUCCUGGGUCAACCAGGCCUCCUUCGAACCCUUGGGCUUGACUUUGGCCAUCCCCAAGCCUCAGCGGGAGGAGCCGGUCGCAUCGUUGGACGUGGAAACCUCGCUGGACGAGCUCUUGAAGAAUCACGAGAGCAGGAGAUCCAGGUACUUGGAGGGCGAGGAAAUCAAAGACCUCAUCGUCCAGCUGCUGGGGACCGACGACAAGCGCCUGGCGGAGGCCCAGGAGCUGCUGGAUCCCUACGAGGAAAACCUGGUGACCUUUGACGAGCUGCGGCUGGCCGUGCAGCCGGGGGAGCCCUUUCGCCAGCUGCUGGACGGGGAGAAGGCGGAGGAGAAGGAGAAUUCGGAGAACCCCCUGGAGGUUUUCACUCUGAGCCUGGUGCCGGAGGGCCAGAGCAACGUGGAGCUGGCAAAGGGCAAGGCGCACAAGAAGGCCAAGCCUUCCAACGGGUGUAUGGUCAUGGAGGGAUGCCAUGCCUUCCUGGAGUGCAAGACCACUUCGGUGCUGGACGCCGGUGACCACAAGCUGAUUUACGCGGAGGUGCAGAGCGGCAAGGUCUUGGACGAGAGUCAGAAGACGGAUCUCAUCUCCGUGCUCAACGCCAACGCGCUGGGGGACCUCAAGCGCAAGGCUCCGGCCCUGGCUGCGGGGCGUGUCGCAGCCUCCGGCAAAGGCUUCGGGGCCUUUGCGGGCGCCUCGCGCGCGCACGCGGCGGCGCUGGCGUGGGCGAGGCCUAGGCGACUUGGGGUGGCCAGAAGGGCGCGGGGCGGGGAGCUGCAGAUGUCGGAGAUUGAGAGCUGGACCGGGCUCACCCCUGGCAAAGAGUACCGCCUGCAGACCAUGUCCAUCGAGGAGGUGGCAAAGGACACCAGUACCAUCCGGUCCCUGGACUGGGACCGGGACCGCUUCGACAUCGAGUUCCGGCUGGAGCGCGGUACCACCUACAACUCCUACAUCAUUCGAGGCAGCGAGAAGUGUGCACUUGUGGAUACCUCCCACGAGAAGUUCGAGCACCUCUACCUGGCUGCGUUGCGGAAGGAGUUAGACCUUGGGCAGCUGGACUACCUCAUUGUAUCUCACACGGAGCCAGACCACUCGGGGCUCAUCGGCAAGGUCUUAGAGCUGGCGGAGGAGGCGGGCAACAAAGACCUGGAGAUCAUCGGCUCCAAGAUGUGCAUUUCCUAUUUGCAGAACCUUGUCUUCAGGCCUUUCAAGAGCCGGAUCGUUCAGACGGGUGUGCAGAUAGACCUUGGGGGUGGUCACAACCUCGAGUUUGUGAUUGCCCCAAACCUGCACUGGCCGGACACCAUGUUCACCUACGACCACAAGACGGGGAUGCUCUUCACUUGCGACGCUUUUGGGAUGCACUACUGCUCCGAGAACGCCCUGGACGUGGAGGGGGUCAAGGAGCUGACGCCCCACUACUCCCUCUAUUACGACUGUUUGAUGAAGCCCAACGCCCGGUCGGUGCUGUCUGCCCUGGGCCGGAUCAAAGACUUAGAGGUGAAGACCAUCGCCACGGGGCAUGGGCCGAUCCUCUCGGAGUUCACCAGCGACUUCAUGGAGCUCUACCGCAGCUGGAGCGAGAAGGCCACCGCGAAGAUCGGGCCCUCGGUGGCCAUCUUCUGGGUGAGCCGCUUCGGGGAGAGCGAGCGCCUGUCGCAGCUCUUCGCCCACGGCCUGACCAGCUGCAACGUCAACGUGGAGAUGCACGACCUGAACGCUGUGGACGCCUUUGAAAUCACGGAGUGUCUAGCGCGGAACGAAAUCAUCGCGGUGAUGGCGCCCCCGGCGGAGUCCUCAGCGGCCCAGAAGCUCGGGAGCAUCGUGACCAACGUGAAGCCAAAGAAGCACCAGUUUAUCGUGCUGGACAGCUGCGAUGACGCGCAGGAGCCCGUGGCCUUGCUGCGGGGCCGGUUGCUGGAGGCCGAUGUGCCGGAGGCGCUUCCGGCCGUGGAGGUGAAGAAGCCAGUGACCGUCCAGAUCCUCCACACCUUUGAGGAGGCCGGCAUGCAGCUGGGCAAGAAGCUGACGCUGAAGAGCAAGACCAAGGCGGCAAAGGGCGCGGACAAGGACCUCUCCAAGGCGUUGGGCCGGGUGGCCAGCAGUUUGUACGUGGUCACCGCCAAGAAGGCGAACGUGAGGCACGCCAUGGUGGCCAGCUGGGUGACCCCGGCCAGCGCCAAGCCCCUGGGGGUGUCGGUGACCAUCGCCAAGGAGCGCGCCAUGGAGCCUUUGCUUCGCAUCGGCGACAGCUUUACGUUGAACCUCUUGGAGGACGGGAAGCCGGCGACGCUGCAGAUGAUGAAGCACUUCUUGCAGCGCUUCGCGCCGGGGGAGGACCGUUUGCGGAACGUGGACCACGUGGAGGGCGCCAACGGCGCCGCCAUCCUCAGGUCGGCCUGCGCUUACCUGGAGUGCCGCAUCGUGUCGCGCAUGGACGCGGGGGACCACUGGGUGGGCUACGCCGAGGUGGUGGGCGGGUCCGUGGCCUCGCCCAACGCCAACACAGCGGUGCACCACCGCAAGGUGGGCACUUACUACUGAGCCGUGGCCGAGGAGUUUCCUUUCGGGAGGACGAAGAUGUGGGGUGGGGCGAAGAGCAGAUGGUGGGCAAAGGUCAUUUGAAGGUGCCUAGCACUCCACCCGAUCCUCCUGAUUUAAGAUGUUAAUGUUGUGAGGUGUGGGGCGCUGCUACCACAGCGUGGCCGCCCCAAUACUUUUUAAGCCGUCCAGGUUUCAAUUGGCAGAGAACAAAGUUUUCCAACAUGUCCAGCAGAGUGUCGGGACAGCUACACCGCUCUGGCGCGUGCCGAAUGCCGUGGCGUGGCCUCAUACCGAAAUGGGCACAGACCCUUGUGCAUAGACUUAGCUGCUCGGCAAACAUCGGAGCUCCGGAUUCCCA
Messenger RNA from Effrenium voratum, 4585 nucleotides. Lineage: Eukaryota; Dinophyceae; Suessiales; Symbiodiniaceae. The record is from the annotation of a GenBank genome assembly.